This is a messenger RNA of Lotus japonicus, 1305 nucleotides long. RefSeq names its product myb-related protein 315-like. NCBI's taxonomy places the organism in Eukaryota, Viridiplantae, Streptophyta, Magnoliopsida, Fabales, Fabaceae. The record is from RefSeq and is a predicted model, not a curated record. The coding region runs from base 250 to 1080 and encodes 276 amino acids. The transcript is spliced from 3 exons.
CAACCAGGGUGUUGAGUAGUGACCACCAUUUUAUAAUGACAACCCUUCCAUGCUUUUUCUACCUUUCAAUUCAAAGUGCUUUCCGACCAAUCAUUCAUCUCCCCCCUCUAAGGACACCCUGCUUUUAUUUAAAUCUCUCAAUGAACUGGCAGCAUCUUUGCUUCACUCUUAAGCUCCUUUUAAAGUGCCCUCCUUUUAAUCUUUUUGCACUUGUUAAUUAACUUUCAAGGCCUUGCUAGCGAUCCAAAAAUGGGAAGAAAGCCUUGUUGUGAUAAGAUUGGUUUGAAGAGAGGUCCAUGGACUAUGGAGGAAGAUCACAAGCUUGUGAAUUUUAUACUCAACAAUGGCAUCCAUUGCUGGAGAAUGGUUCCCAAACUUGCAGGUCUUUUAAGGUGUGGAAAGAGCUGCAGAUUGAGAUGGAUUAAUUAUCUGAGGCCAGACCUCAAGAGAGGUGACUUUACAGAAAUGGAAGAGGAUCAAAUUAUACAACUACAUUCAUGUCUUGGUAACAGGUGGUCUAAGAUUGCUGCACAUUUUCCUGGGAGGACAGACAAUGAAAUCAAGAACCAUUGGAACACAAGAAUCAAGAAGAGGCUAAAGCUUCUUGGCGUGGACCCUCUGACCCACAAGCCAAUCGAGCUGAAGAAACAGACUGAUGAGGACAAAAACAAGACCAACUUAAUCAUACAGCCAGAUAUUUCCAAAGGGUCUGAACAAAAUGUGGAGACUAAAUUAUUAUUGGAUGGUUAUGGCAGCAAAGAAAUGACAAAAACAGAUGAGAAAAGAGAAGAAAACAAGGUGACAUGGGAUGAUACCUCAGAACUUAUGAACAAUUUUGAAAUGCUAUGCUCACAAUUGGACUUGGGAUCAUGGAUAAGCCAUGAAACCAACACUAGUGCUAAUUCUUUCAGCAGUUCCUCUGCUUCUUUGGAUGAAACUAGCCACCUUUCUAUGAGUGAAUCCACUUGCCUUCAGGAAAAUUCCUUGCAACAAUGGGUUGAUAACAUAGAUUCCAAUCUCUCAUGGGAUGGCUUCAAUCCUUUUGACCAAGAUUUUUUCUUCCUGGGAAAUAGGGAAUAAGCAUAACCAGUAACCAUCCCUUAAGAACUUCCCCAACUUUUACAGUCUCUAAAGCAAUUAAAUGUUACAAAAUAUCAAUGUAGAGAAUAGAACACUUUUAUCAUUGCGUUUUAUUGUCUUUGGCUGCUUUUUAAGCUGAAUGUGAUGAUGAUUCCAUAUUGAGUGCAAAUUGUGUUUUUAUAAUAGCCUAUUACUUCAAGAAAUUUCUUGGAUUCAGCUCCUCAA